AAGCAAAAUAAUAACAUGGAAUUGAUUUCAGUUAAUAAUUUAUUUUCAUAUCGGACGGUUUAUAAGAGUUUUAUUAAGGAAAUGCUUAAAAAUACGAGUACAGUUUUUCGACAAAAAUCGGGAUUAGCUUGUGUUCUAAGGAAUCUUGCCACAGAGGCUAGUUUAAAGAUAACAACAGCAACAGAAGAAAUUCCAAGUUCAACUCAGGACCUAGAAUGGGUCAGUGCACGGCCUUAUAAUGAGAUCCCAAGACAAUCGAAAUAUGACUUCAUUCGUUCUUAUUUACCUGGAGGACGAUUUCGAAAUACAUCAGCAACAGAAACUGCAUUGACAUUAAAAAAAGAACUCGGUGAAUUAUUUGUGGUACCUGGUAUUUUUAGAAGAUCGGACAUUUUGAUGGUUCUUAAUCCCGAUCACAUUGAAAAGAUCUAUCGUACUGAAGGAAUUUGGCCUGGCCGUGAUGGAUUCGAAACAGUAGCGUAUUUUCGAAAUGUUCUGAAAAAGGACUUUUUCGGAGACACUUCUGGUCUUAUUGUAGCGCAAGGAGAAAGCUGGGGAAGACAAAGAAGUGCUGUAAAUCCCGUAAUUGUGCAACCACGUAAUGUCAAACUCUACAUAAAGUCAUUGAUUGAUGUCAAUGACGAAUUUGUUCAAAGAAUCCGUGAUGUAAGAGAUCCAAGUACAUUUGAAGUUCCAGGGAGUUUUGAAGAAGACUUAAACAGGCUUACAUUUGAGUCAAUAACUUCGAUUGCUCUAAAUCAAAACUUCGGACUUGUACGACGGGAAAAAGAGCACCCUGAGGCUCUGAGGAUGUUCAAAAAUGUUCGUGAUUUUUUCAUCUAUAUUUACGAGCUCGAGAUGAAGCCAUCGAUGUGGAAAAUGGUCCGAACACCAAUGUUUAACAAAAUGAUGAAUUGUCAAGAAGAGAUUUUCGAGACAACCAAUAAAUUUGUAACGGAUGCUAUGAACGAAUUGGAAAGAAAGAAGUCGUUGGGUAUUUCGUCUGAAAAUCAGGAGCCAAGUGUACUUGAGAAACUCCUGAAGAUUGACAAGAAAGUCGCUAUUGUUAUGACCAUGGACAUGUUACUUGCAGGAGUUGAUGUGACGAGCACAGUUUUAGCUGGCUUACUUCUGACACUCGCUAAGAAUCCAGCAAAACAAGAUAUUCUCAGGGAAGAAGUUUUCAAAAUCCUACCACACAAAGAUUCACCACUGAGUGUUGAGUCCAUGAAAAAUAUGCCUUACCUACGAGCUUGCAUCAAGGAAUCGAUGCGAUUCUAUCCAGUUGCUGCGGGAAGUUUUCGCACUGCUGGUCGAGAUAUUGUUUUGGGCGGCUAUCAAGUCCCUAAGGGCACCAAUGCAAUUACCAAUAGUUUCUUAAUGCUCUUGGACGAAAACUACUAUUCCCGACCUAAUGAAUUCAUCCCAGAACGAUGGUUGCGUAAGAACAGCAAUAGUUCGGAAAUAAUUCAAGACAAUAGCCAUCCGUUUAGUUUCUUGCCUUUUGGAUUUGGACCAAGAAUUUGUGUUGGCAAGCGAAUUGUUGAUAUUGAGUUGGAGGUGUGCAUGGCUAAGUUAAUAAGGAAUUUCAAAAUCGAGUACAAUCACCCAGCGGAAAAUGCAUUUAAGCAAUAUUUUGUGAAUAUUCCAGCUAUACCGCUUAAUUUUAAGUUCACUGACAUAAAUGUUUAGGUUUUUAAUUUAUUUUAAAUGGUUUAUAAGAAAAAAAUGUAACAAAUUUUAAAUACUCUUUUAAUUAAAUGUUUAAAUUGAA
Molecule: messenger RNA, 1774 nt
Organism: Eupeodes corollae
Lineage: Eukaryota; Metazoa; Arthropoda; Insecta; Diptera; Syrphidae
Product: probable cytochrome P450 12a5, mitochondrial
Exons: 6
Coding region: 16-1692 (558 amino acids)
Molecular function (GO): iron ion binding; heme binding; monooxygenase activity
Source: RefSeq, a predicted model, not a curated record